This is a messenger RNA of Melozone crissalis (California towhee), 2386 nucleotides long. RefSeq names its product golgi phosphoprotein 3 (gene GOLPH3). The coding region runs from base 75 to 962 and encodes 295 amino acids. Gene Ontology annotation, biological process: retrograde vesicle-mediated transport, Golgi to endoplasmic reticulum; Golgi organization; Golgi vesicle budding. The transcript has 4 exons. Gene Ontology annotation, cellular component: cytosol; Golgi cisterna; trans-Golgi network. NCBI's taxonomy places the organism in Eukaryota, Metazoa, Chordata, Aves, Passeriformes, Passerellidae. The record is from RefSeq and is a predicted model, not a curated record. Gene Ontology annotation, molecular function: phosphatidylinositol-4-phosphate binding.
GUAGGGCGGAGCGGCUCCAGCCCGGCCCGUCCCCUCCCCGAGCCGCCGCCGAGCCCCGCUCUCUCCCCGCCGCCAUGACUUCCCUGACCCAGCGCAGCUCCGGGCUGGUGCAGCGCCGGACCGAGGCCUCCCGCAGCGCCGCGGCCGCCGAAAAGGAGCGGGGCGCCGGCGGCGGCCCCGAGGAUGAAGGGCGCCGGGACGAGUCCGGUGACGACGAGAAGGGCGAUUCCAAGGAAACGCGGCUUACCCUCAUGGAGGAGGUGCUGCUGCUGGGCCUCAAGGACCGUGAGGGUUACACAUCGUUCUGGAAUGAUUGCAUCUCCUCAGGAUUGCGUGGCUGUAUGUUAAUUGAAUUGGCAUUGCGGGGGCGUCUCCAGCUGGAGGCCUGUGGAAUGAGGCGCAAAAGUCUGCUGACGAGAAAGGUGAUUUGCAAGUCAGAUGCUCCUACAGGGGAUGUUCUGCUUGAUGAAGCUCUGAAACACAUAAAAGAGACCCAGCCUCCUGAAACAGUACAAAAUUGGAUUGAACUGCUUAGUGGUGAAACAUGGAACCCACUGAAGUUGCACUACCAACUACGAAAUGUCCGUGAGCGGCUAGCUAAAAAUCUAGUGGAAAAAGGUGUACUGACAACAGAGAAACAGAACUUCCUUCUUUUUGACAUGACCACGCACCCUCUCACCAACAACAACAUCAAACAGCGCCUCAUCAAGAAGGUCCAGGAGGCAGUUCUUGACAAGUGGGUGAACGACCCCCACCGCAUGGACAAGCGCUUGCUGGCGCUCGUGUACUUAGCCCACGCCUCAGAUGUCCUGGAGAACGCUUUUGCCCCCCUCCUGGAUGAGCAGUAUGAUUUAGCCACAAAGAGAGUGCGGCAGCUCCUGGAUUUAGACCCUGAGGUUGAAUGUAUGAAAACCAACACAAAUGAGGUUCUGUGGGCUGUUGUAGCAGCUUUCACAAAGUAACUGCAUUCAGACUGAAAUGUUCUCUCUUCUUUCAUGUAAACCAGUUUUUUCUCUUUUAUUGACUAUUCAUGUUUUCUGUAAUUUGUACCUUCUCACAUGAUGAAUCGGCUUUUGUUUAAUGGGAAUUAUAAGUGGUGUAUUCCCUACUUCUCUAUCUGUAUACAGGAUUUUGCUGGUACAAGAGACUUUCCUGUUUAAAACAACAGAAGAAGGGUGAACUGCCAUAUUGGCAUUCCAUUUCCUAUUCAGUUUGAGUUACCUUAAAUACUUUGUUUAAUUUUUCACCUCAUUGUUAUUGAAGUGGUUUGUCACCAAAGCUCCAUGUUGAAGUGUCUGUCAGGACAUUUUAUACACAGAUAUUUUCAAUUACAUAUAACAAAAUUACUUAAAAAGCAGAAAUGCCAUUAAGCAGCUUUGUCAAUAGUUCCUGUAAAAUGCCCCAUAAAUUUUAAUUUUCAUGCAAGUCUCUUGUGUACUUAUGUUUUCAUUAGAAUGAUAGCUGAGUCAUAACGCUAGUUUAGAAAGGUCCAAUUGUUUCAUAAACCAGUUUUGGGAGGGGAUACAUUCCAUUAUAUUGUGUAUAUAUAGUUCAAAUUGUAUAUUAACAACUGCCCCAUCUUAGUAUUUUGCAAGAUCUACUUACUUGUACACCUGGUGCCCCUUAUUUGCUGUCAGCCAUUGCCAUCUGAUGCAAAGAAAGGCCUCCUGCAGAGGUCCUGUGUGUGAAAGCUGUUUGUUUCCAGAGUCUCUGGAGUUUGCCAUCCAGGUAUUCUCAGUCUAUGCAUUGCCUUUAAAAAUUAGUGAAUGGAAAGAGACUGCUUUCUAUCAUUGGUACUUUUUUCUUUCCCUCCACUUCUGUAUGGAAAAGACUCAUGACCAGUACAAUUCUUGAGUGCAGUUUUUUGUUUUGUACACAAAUUAAUGUUUGUCUCAUAAACCUUGAACUAUUUGACACUUCAAAAACAAAAAGUCAGUCCUAGCAGGUGUUGCAUGUAAAUGGUUAGCAAGUAAUGACAGCAGUUCAGAGAAUUCAGAUAUCUGUAAUGGGAUGCUCUGCUAUAUUUUAAUUUUUAUAUAUACAAUUAUGCUGAUUAGCACACUAUUGUAAAAAAACCCAAAACCUAUAUGAAACCCUGGCUUUUUAAAAUUUAUUGCCUCUUUGCCGCUGCUUGUUAUUUCCCAUUGAUUUCUCAGUGUAAAUAUUAUGCAUUGAAAGAAUUAAGCAUUGAUUUCUAUACUUUUUUCAUCAUACCAAUGCAGAUUUAUAGUGGGGCUUACAGGUGUUUAGAAACCUUUUGGUUAAUAUUCAGAACAAGAAUACUAGAUGGUGUAUAACUGUAGAGUUGAAAUUUAAGAAAUCCCUUAAUCUGUAUACUAGCUUUUUACCUACAGUAAAUAAACUAUGAUCUUGAAAGUGCCUGAAA